Messenger RNA from Penicillium salamii, 2049 nucleotides. Lineage: Eukaryota; Fungi; Ascomycota; Eurotiomycetes; Eurotiales; Aspergillaceae. The record is from the annotation of a GenBank genome assembly.
AUGGUGCUAGGAAAUGCGGGUAUCUCGCGGCGGUCGGAAGACCGGUCCAGGCGAUCAAUGGUAGCAUGCAACCGAUGUCGGAAUAGAAAAACACGUUGUGCAGGUAACCCGCCGCAGCCCUGUGCAGCUUGUGUGGAUGCAGAUAAGUCGUGUGUAUAUACUGAGGCUGAGAAGCGUGUCUCCAUAACCGAAAGUCAUUACCGUCAAUUACAAAGUCAACCCUCAAUAUCGCGAGAAUCCAGCCAUCCCACGCCCUCCAGCGAGCCGUCUACAUCGGCUCGUUAUUCCGAAGGCGAGCUACCACCUGCCUCCAGGGACGACUGGUGGUAUAAGGGAACCGAUAACCUGUUUCUGAAUAGGUCUGGGGAGCGUCAUUUCGUGGGUGCUUCGUCGACUACACAUCUCGCUAAGCGACUCAAUCCCGGAUCAACCAAUUUUGCAUGGGAUGUGCGCCCACUAUAUGAUGACCCAGGGUCACUCAGAAGACCUGUCGGGGGUGCUCUGCCUCAGUUGCCACCAUUCGAGUUCGCCAAGCGGCUGUUUUGGGUGCAAUAUACCUACAUUGGCACCAUAUUUUCACUAAUCAUCCCCUCGGAGUUCGAAGAGAGACUAGAUCUGGUGUACCAUCAACCCCUCGACUUCUCAAAUCGUGAGUCUUGUCUGGUGUACUGUCAGGUACUCUUGGUGAUUGCCUUUGGCCUUAUGUACAGUGUCAAUCAGUGGAAUGGCGACGAUGGCCCACCAGGCUUCAAGUACUUUAAGCAUGCACUACGCUUCUUGCCAGAUAUUCAUGAGGAGGGAUCGAUUUUCUUUGUCGAAGUCUUAUGCUAUGUGGCGUAUUAUAUGCAAAGUCUCAACCGAAGGGAUGCAGCCUUCCUCUAUGUUGGUCUCGCUUUGCGUAUGGCUAUAUCACUCGGUCUUCAUCAGGAAGUGUCGGACCCCAUGAUAAGCGAAGCAGAUCGCAACCGACGACGUCGGACUUGGUGGUCUGUUUACAGCUUGGAUCGACUCCUUUCGGUGAAAUCCGGUAACCCAAUUACCAUCCAAGAUGAAGACAUCGGAAUCACCUGGCCUGGGGCGGUGGAUGGCUCAACGUUUGACCCAUGGCCUUCGACCGUGCUCACUCAUUACACAAAAUUAUCGCGUAUUCUAGGACGAAUUGGCGAAGAUAUCUACAGGAAGAAACCGGGAUCCGGAUCUAACCUCAUUGCCUCUGUUCAGAGUAUUACCAAUGACCUGUCCAGCUGGUUGAGACAAGUACCGGAUCGUCUGCGGAUAGACUUUUCUGCGCUUGAUACCCAUAUUAAUCGCGAAAGUGUUUCUAUAAACCUACAUUUCUACUCCUGUGUGAAUAUGACCGCACGUCCCUUGGUAUUUUAUGUGAUCCAGCGAAGGCUAGAUGCAGAGGCACAGGGCUCUGUUACUCAAGACUGGAAAGAGGGGCUUUCGCCUAACACGGUCGCCGUCAUCGAUAGCUGCAUCACGGCAGCUCGAGCCACCACCAUGAUCAUGAAUGCAGCAGCCAAGCAUAACCUCAUUGAUCCUGAAGCCACCUAUGGGUACCUCGAUGGUGAAUAUGUCUUUUCCGCCGCUCUCCUGCUGGUAAUGGUAAACGCUGCAUUCCCGUCCAACGAAACCAGCGCGCCAGCCAUGGAGACCGCACUCAAUCUCCUUCGUGGAAUGGCAGAUCGCGGGAACAUAUACCUGGGCUCGCGCCAUACACUGCUGUUGGAAUUAAAGGCAGUCCUGGGGUCUCGGCCUAAUUGCACAAAUGAAACCGUCCCAGCAAGUCCUACGGGCUUGAAACUUCCAGUCACGCCAGCCACUGAAGACGGUACACACCUAUCGGAACAUCCUGAUACCGAUGUGCAGUUGUCAAAUUGUCAGCCUCUUCCCAAUAACUGGUCGCAGGAGUCGGAUCUCCCUUCUUUCCAGGAUAUCGCCUUCCAGUUCAACACCAAUGAUGACCCAGCUCUUUGGGAGGGGGCCUUGGAUCAAAUCGACAUCGAUAUGGAUACAGAUUGGAUUGAGAAUCUCUUGAAGCGAUAG